Siniperca chuatsi (mandarin fish) is the source of this 2154-nucleotide messenger RNA. It is a transcript of the gene ypel5, whose product is annotated as yippee-like 5. The coding region runs from base 255 to 620 and encodes 121 amino acids. The record is from RefSeq and is a predicted model, not a curated record. Lineage: Eukaryota; Metazoa; Chordata; Actinopteri; Centrarchiformes; Sinipercidae. The transcript has 3 exons.
ACCUUGUGGAGCACCCAUGGGCCGCCACAGCACAGGCUCAUACGUCAUGAGCGGAUGUUGAUAGUAGCUUGGAGCACAGCGCAGACAGGAACAGCUGAAAAAGAACAACAAAGCCACGACGACGACGGUACAAACAACAUAUGUGCGUCUAAAAUAUACCUAAAAUAUCGGUGCCAUCAUCGCUGGUGGGGACAUUUUGUGCCACUGAAACAAAUUUGAAAAGCCUUAGUUCAGUAACUCCCAGAGAUUUGACGAUGGGACGCAUCUUCUUGGACCACAUUGGUGGAACGCGCCUCUUCUCCUGUGCCAACUGUGACACCAUCCUGACUAAUAGGUCUGAGCUUAUCUCAACACGUUUCACAGGAGCCACAGGCAGAGCUUUCCUCUUCAACAAGGUGGUGAACCUCCAGUAUAGCGAAGUGCAGGACAGAGUGAUGCUUACCGGCAGACACAUGGUGAGGGAUGUCAGCUGCAAGAACUGCAACAGCAAGCUGGGUUGGAUCUACGAGUUUGCCACUGAGGACAGUCAGCGGUACAAGGAGGGACGUGUCAUCCUGGAGAGGGCGCUGGUUAGGGAGAGUGAGGGCUUUGAGGAGCAUGUCCCCUCAGACAACCCAUGAGCCCCUAACCUUGGAUUAACUUGUCCUCCUCUCCCUCUCCUUUAUCUCCUCUGCGCUGCGCACCUCCAACUGCAGACGUCGUGGUCAGUGAAGUUUUGGCUUGACCCCUCCACCCCAAACCCCUUCCCUGUCUCUGGCCUGUGACCUUAGACCUCUGCUGAUUAGAAGAUUGGUUUGUUGGCUCUAUUGCCUAAUAGGCUUCUCCAAAAUACUUCCUGAUUUAUAUCACAGGGCACCACCCCAAAACAGCUGGGGACACAAAUGGGGAGUUGUAACUUCACUUGUUUAAGUGUUCAUGCACGGUCACACUUUUCCAUAUAGUAAUUAAACACAUGCAUGAUAAUAGACAUGGUCAGUCACAUAAAAAAAAAAAAACAUCACUUGGUUGUUUUGUUUAUUUAGAUAACUAGAGGCAGUAGAGCUGAGCACAUCCAGAUGUGGGCAAAGCAACCAGCCCACUCUGUACAGCAAUGUUAAAUGAGCCAAUGGAGGUGUCACUCUACAUACUGCUUUCAUUGGGUUUGUGCUUUGUGUUGUCAACUUUGUCUCAAUGUAUUUGUCACUGGUGAACACUGAAUUCAAUUAAGACCACAAUAGUUGUUAUAUUCUAUAUCAGUUACCUUUUAUUAGCCGGUAGUGUAAUGAAUGUAGUAGUGUUUAAAAUCGUUGUACUCAUUCUAAUGACACCGUGAGGACCGCACAGAUUGAUGUCAUAUUUAAGUAUUCAUUGUUGUGAUUGACGACGAUAGGAAUUUUAUUUAGAUCUGGCUCACAUGAUGUGCAUUUAUUUUGAUUGACAUGACAUUCUUGAAGUGUACACAAAGUGAUUUAAGUGUCCCAUUCUUGCAGUUCAUAGAAGUGAUCUCCUGUACAGUAGACAAUCGUACAAUUGAUCCCACAAUUUAAUUCUACCACUCUCCAUCUGUUACCAUGGAUUCUGUGCCUGUGUGGUGUGCCGUGUAAAGAGCAACAUGUCACUUUGGUGACAUAUGAGGAGCAUGUACCUUCCAGCCAAGUGUCUUCAGUAUGAGGGAGGAGGAAUGUGAUGGAGCCAUUCACUGGCUGCCUGCUGGCUUAAGGACAGGAUUAUGAGAGGAUGGGGCAUGCAAGCGUUCAGAAGUAGCCAGCGCUGGGAGACAAUGGGAGACAAGCGUACAGACAGCCUCUGGAAAAAUAACCAACAGCAGAUUCACUUACCAUACUUGUGUUGGAAACAACACACUGAAAAUCUGUUUAAAUCAAGCCUGAGUUUGACUGUACUCCAUUUAAAUACAGUUGACUGCAGACGUCUCCUAGUGUUGAACUACUUUCGGGACAGUGAUCCAUCCACUUUUUCUAAUCCUAAUUGAAUUGAGCCUUGAGGCUCUGGCUCUAUGCCUCAAUUUUAUAUUGUCAGUAUCCUGUGAAGAUUUCAAUCAAAAUGUCAAAUUGUACAAAAAAAAAUCUCGAUCUCUGUGACAUUUGAGGUUAUUUUUGGAGUGGGUUGUAGCACAGCAUCAUGGCCCUGGUGUAACAUUGUGCCAUUUCAGAUUGU